This is a messenger RNA of Cucurbita moschata (crookneck pumpkin), 1618 nucleotides long. RefSeq lists its product as uncharacterized. The coding region runs from base 84 to 1598 and encodes 504 amino acids. Lineage: Eukaryota; Viridiplantae; Streptophyta; Magnoliopsida; Cucurbitales; Cucurbitaceae. The record is from RefSeq and is a predicted model, not a curated record. The transcript has 7 exons.
AAGUACGGACCGCCUCUCUCUCUCCUUCUCUCUCGAAUACAAACCGGAACAGAGCUUCCAAUUUCUUAGCUCUACAUGGACUAAUGGAAACCACACCCACUCUCUGCAGCUUUCCUCCAUAUCCAUUCACUUCUCAUCUCCAUUACCGCCACCUCCGCUGCCGCAUCUACUCGCCUGAGCCCCGACAACUCUUUACCACUCUCUCCUGCUUCAAACCACGCCGUCGGCCUCGCCGGAAAAACAAGCUCGCUAAGUUCCACACCAUCCAAUCACCCCUCGAAUCCUCCUCUGACUCGAAGCUCCAAACUAUAAUUGAAAUUGAUCAAUUCACCGCCGAAGCCUCCUCUCUCGUUUACUCCGUCUACUACUACUCCCGUUCCCAAUUUCGCCAGUUUCUGUCGUCUGGAUUGGACGCUUUCCAUGAUUUGCGGACGUUGAUUGCUUUCGAUGACCAGAAUCGCACAUUGACCGUCUCUUGUCGGCGUUCCACUGUGGAAUUCCUAGGUCAGUUGGUGCUAUUCAGCUUCGUUGUGGUCUUUCUAGGUAGGGUUUUAAUCGGGAUCGGAUCUCGUUUUCGUAACCAAUUUAGUUAUGGGUAUACUUCUCCUGUGGUGAGGAGGGACCGCAGCCUCGGUGGACGAGAGGUUGUUGUUGGAACUGUGCGGGAUAAAGCUAUGGCGAAGAAGAACAAUCAUUUUGGGAUCUUGGAUAGUCCCCUAUCCAUGACUUCAAUGGCUCUGACUGAUGUUUCAGAUGAAGUAUCGAGGAAUGGGGCUUGGGUUGGAGAUAGAUUGCCAAAAUGGUGGCCUCCGGCAGUUCCUAGACGGAUUUCCACGGCGAAUAGGCAGGGAUAUCAGAUAGAAGCUGACAGAUUAGUACGAGCCCUCGUGGACAGUAGAAUGAGUGGGCGGGAUUUCAUGGAGGAUGAUAUUCUACAUUUGCGUCAAAUAUGCAGGAUGUCUGGAGUAAAAGUUUCCUUCAACACAGAGAAUAUGCGUGAUUCAUUCUAUCGAGCAUCUGUUGACUCUGUUUUUAAUAUCUAUAGCAGGACUCCAAUUAACCCUAACUCAGUUCUCAUUAAUGGUGAGAAUGGUCCGAGUUUUCUUGCUGGACUCGCUGAGGACAUUGGCAUUGAGAAUACUCGUGCUGCUAGGAUAGUUUCGGCUGCUGUUGCUGCUAGAAUGCGUUCAUGCUUUUUACAGGCCUGGGCUUUAGUGAUGCAAGACAGACAUUCUGAAGCAGAUGCGGAGUUGUUGAAGAUCUGUCACGUUGUCCAGACAUUUCCUCCGGACGAGUCGUCUCCUGAGAUGGAGAUGUUGACUCUAGGCUUGAAGAAACACUUGAAGGUAGAGCAGAGAGAAUGUUUGAUGAAUAUGUUCAUUAGUGUCUGUGGUAAAGAUAGUCAUAGGACCGCUGCAGAAGCUCUUGGUUUGCUGCUUCCUCCAAAUAUUGGCUUUUCAUAUUGUCAAAUCCUUUGCGCCUCAAAAUGUUCAUUCUUGUUUAUUAGUACACUUCCUCCAAAUGUUCAUACUCCAUCUACAUUUUCAUCAACUUUAGCAUUAUUCAUCAAUUGCCUCAUCCAUCCAACAAUUAAUUAAUUAAUGUGUUCUUUCUUUUC